AUACAGAUCAUAUUAAAGGUGAAAUAUAGUGCAGCCAAAAAGACCCUAGAUAUUUUAUUAUGGUCUUUCACUGGACCUUUUACAUUCAGCGCCGGGACCGACAAAUGUAUACAGUAACCGAUUUCACCUGGUGAUCAGUUUUUCCAAUUUCCGGGGGUUGAUGAACGCACCCUUACUACAACUAGAAGACGGUAAUGGGAUUACCUCAAUACCAUGAAAGGGGAAAACGUAUCUAAUUUAGUGCGACGCAUGUGUGACGUGUGAUUUAUGAGGCAGAAUCUGGAGAGCCGCUGACCAGCAAAGUCGCAUUUCUGCCAGAUCUCUAAAUAAUGGAGUCCCAAGAAGCGAUAAAUCAGGAAAAUCACAAGCAUGCAAGGAAGGAGCGAAAGGAGCACUUGGGCCCCGCACACCGCUAUGUGAUCAACAUGCUGGCCCUCAGGCUGGGCUUGACACCGGCAGCGGUGGAACAAUUCAUUCUGGACUUUUCGUUGGCUCCUUUUGAUAAUUUUUUUGCCAUAAAUGGAAGCUCUACCCUUGCCUUCGUGUAUCAAGAGGCAAAGCAUCCUGGGAUAGAGUGUGGCCGUGCAAUUCCUGGUCCCCGGAAAGCACUGCGACUCGUCCACGCCAAUUUGACAAAGAAGCGCCUUACGGGCAUAUAUUGCACUUUCACUCGGGUCCGAGUGGACGUUGCUGUGACUGCAGACAACAUACAUCAGGAGACCUUUUUUUCCAUGUUUGAUGCCCGGGAUGGUUUCCAUAAAGCCAUCAAGAACAGCUUCAGCAACCUGUUGCCCAGUUUCCAAGCACUGCUAAAAAUUGACAAGUCAAAGCUCAGAGCCAAGAUUAAGCCAAACUUUGAACACAUCUUCAAGCACAGUUUGAUGGGCUUAGAUGUGAUCCAGAUGAGCUAUCAGAAUGUUAAACUGGCUGAGGCCAAGAAUGUUGAUUUCAGUAAACUGGCAUCAUUUGAAGAUAUGACGUUAGCAGCAGAAAACAGUGACCUGGUUAAACAGCUAGAGGGUAUCCUGAUACAGUGGUAUAAGCAAAUUGACCAGGUCCUGCUGGAGACUCAAGCGCUGAAGCAAGGUCUUGUGACGGACGGGCCGCUGAGCGAGCUAGAUUACUGGAGGCAGGCACUCUUGAAAUUCCACUCCAUCCUCAGUCACAUCAACGGCGCACAGUGCAAGGCAGUCAUAACCGUGCUCAGACUUAACCGUUCCAAAUCACUGAAGUUGUGGCCCAUGCUGGAGUCUAGGGUGACAGACAACUACAACGAGGCCAAGGAUAAUGUCAAGUUCCUGGACGCACUGGAGAAAGUAUGCCAGCCUCUUUAUACUAGCGACCCGGCCACCAUUGUGAAAAGCGUGCAGAACAUCAUUAACGCAGUUCAGAUGAUCCACAUGGUGUCACGGUACUAUCAUACCAGUCAAAAGAUAUCGUCCAUCUUCAUCAAAGUUACAAAUCAGAUGAUCAUAGCAUGCAGGCGAUACAUUUCCAACAAUGGCGCAGCAAUAUGGGACCAAGAUGUUCAAAAUGUUAUUAUGAAAAUACAGGAGUGCCUCGGUUUGUAUCGGGAGUAUGAGUCUUGCUUGGAGAAAACACAGGAAAAAGCAAAGGAAAUGCCAGGGCAGAGGCCCUUUGGGUUCUCGGAGAUGCACGUGUUGCGGAAGUUUGAGGUCUUUUGCAAGCGCCUCGAACAUAUCACUAAAAUAAUGUCAGUGUUCAAGACGUUCGAGUGUCUGGCAAAGUCCAACAUCGAGGGCAUUGAGACUCUGGCCGGUCAGUUCCGCAAAGUCUCGACCGACCUGAAGAACAAGCAGGCGGACGUGUUUGCGUCGAGGACGGUGGCAUUUGAAGCGGACUACGAGACAUUCAUGUCUCACAUUGGUAACCUGGAGGAGCAGCUCAAGGGAUUCAUGAACUCGAGCUUUGCCAAGUUCGACUCAUCCCAGCAAGCUCUCGGUGUAAUACAGCGAUUUCAGAAAUUAAACAUUCCCUGUCUAAAGGUGGAAAUGCCCACUGCUUUGGGUACUAUUCUCCAGCUCUAUGUCUCAGAAGUGGAGGCGGUGUUAAAGCUCUAUGAGAAGCAAAACGAAGACCCGCCUUUGGGUCGAAACAUGCCGCCUGUCUCGGGGAGGCUUCGCUGGGCCCGGCACCUCUACAAGAAAAUACACGAGCCCAUAUCGUACAUACGUGAGAACUCUGACAUCCUGACCACCCCUGAGGGGCGCACUGUGGUCAAAAUGUACAAUCAGACUACAGCCGUGUUGCAACGCUUCGAGUCGGACCACCACAAAGCUUGGACGACAGAAGUAUCAAAGUUGGAUUUUGCCUUGAAUACGACACUGUUGAUUCGCUGCACUGUAACGGGAAAGUACUUGGUCAACUUUGACCCAAAGAUAAGUGAGGCCAUUCAGGAGGCCAGCAGUUUGGUGAAGAUGGGCCUGGAUGUUCCCAAGCAGGCACUGCAUUUCCUCAAGGUGGAGGGCCGCUUGAAGACCUAUCAUCAUCGUCUUCACACCAUUUUGAUGGACUACAAGCUCACUUGUGACAACAUACCGGCGGACUUUACCAACCUGAUGACAUCAAAGACCACCCAAAUGGAGUCCUUGCUUCGCUAUGGGUCAGUGAUGGUCACGUGGUCAUCACUGCUUCUGGACAAGUACUUUAUAAAUAUUGACACUGCCUUGUCUGAACUCAAGACGAUCUUGAGUAAGGUGCAAGAGAUCUGUAAGUUUCACAUCGAUGAUUACCUGAAAGAGAUCUCGGAGACUGUUCUCAUCGAGCUGCCCGAAGAUCACGCCUCUGCAAUUGAGCCGCUUGUUAAACUCACUCAGAAUCUGUGCCAUAAGGUUGUCAAAAGACUAGAACACAAGUGCUAUCACGUGAAGGAAGCAGUGAACGAGUUGGGCAAAGUGUUCAAUGCCAUUUACAAGUCCAAGCAAACCAAAAAGGUCGCAGAUGGACACAGUGGUGGGCCGAAGGAGACCCAGAGAGCCUCUGACGCAACAUCAGAGGGCCAAGAGAAGUAUAAACAAACGCGCUUUGAAAAGGACUUCACAAAGCAGUACGACUCCUUCGGCACGAGGAUUUUAGAUGCACUGGUGGAAAUGACCAAAUUGUCUCUUAAGACCUUGGAGAGACGAGUCUGUGGCUCUGACUCUUUCCAGAAGAGGGCUGACUCCGGCUGGGUCCCUAUGAUGAAAUCUGAAGUGCAUCUGAAUGCACCCAAUGUGGUGAUGCUCCCCACUGUAGAUCAGAUUCAUCACGCCAUACAUGAAAUCAUUGAAUUUAUCUUGGAAGUCAGCAAGGGCAUUCAGUGCUGGGAGGUCGAGUACAGACAUGACAGCUCGUCGACUGAAGGUCGGGAGAAAUUGAACUUCUACAUUCGCGUUAAUAAGCACGAGGAUAUCAAAGCCGUCAUUUUCGCCUUGAAGUCGGCCCUGAAGUUGCAGAGGGACAAUGCCGCCACCGUUCUGGAUCGCUUCAAGAGAUUCAAGGAGCUGUGGAGCGACGACAAGGAGCGCGUCAUCAAGGCCUUCAUUGACAGCAAGCCAACCUUGAUAGAGAUCAAAGAUAAAUUGCAGCACUACGUCGUGUAUGAGAGCCAAAUUGAGGAAAUCCAGAACGUCAUCGUUGUCGGGAUGAUCGAACUGUCAACAAACCAUUUAAAGGAGUCCCUCAGGAUUGAGGCGAAGGCCUGGAAGAGGCUCCUGUGCAAACACCUGCGCAUUGAGUGCCGGAAGAACAUAAUCAACAUCAGCCUGCAAACUCACAGGAGCUUCACACAACUAUCACAUCCCAUUGCUAAUCUGGACGAUGUUCGCUGUGCCAUGAAGACGCUGGCCAACCUGCGGGAUUCUGAAAUAAACACAGACAUAACGCUGAUAUCCACUCAAGAUGCCUAUGAAGUGCUGAUCCUUUACGAAGCUGAAAUGACCGAGAAGGAACCGGGAGAGGUGUACGGACUGGGCCGUUUCUUCACCAGGCUUCUGUCUAAAGCUAUGUCCGUUCAGGAUCAGCUUUUCCGCAUGCAGCCCAGCCUCAAGCAGGACCUGAUGGAACGCGUCGGCGUCUUUGAAAAAGAUGUCGGCACUUUCAUGGAUGACUACGAUAUGGAAGGGCCAAUGGUUGAAGGAAUAGAACCGAAAGAAGCCAGCCGCAGGCUCCAGACCUUCCAGGCCAGGUUUUCCGAGCUGUGGCGAAAUUUCACCACCUACAACUCCGGCGAACAGCUCCUCGGCCUGCCUGUCUCUGAUUAUGAGUGCCUUCAAAAUAAAAAGAAAGAACUGGACCUGCUUCAGAAGCUCUACGGCCUGUAUGACACUGUGAUGAAGACCAUCAGCGGUCACUCCAAGCUCCUGUGGACACAAGUGGAUAUCGAGAAAAUCAAUAAUGAGCUCAUGGACUUUCAGAACAGGUGCCGGCGUCUUCCCAAGGCACUGAAGGAGUGGCAGGCUUUCAUGGACCUAAAGCAGACCAUCGAUGACUUCAACGAGCUGUGUCCUCUGCUCGAGAUGAUGACCAACAAGUCCAUGAUCCGCAGGCACUGGGAUCAAAUCUCCAACCUGACCGGCCACGAGUUCGAGGUUGAGUCACCCACUUGCACCCUGGACAACAUCAUGGAGGCGCCACUGCUGAAGUACAAGGACGACAUCGAGGACAUCUGCAUAUCCGCCGUGAAAGAGAGGGACAUCGAGGCCAAGUUGUCCGGUGUGAAGGCGGUGUGGCAUGACCAAAACCUGACGCUGAUGGACUUCAAAGACAGGGGCGAGCUCAUGCUGCGAGGCGGCGACACCACAGAAAUUCUCACCACUCUGGAGGACAGUCUGAUGGUGCUGGGCUCGCUGCUCAGCAACCGAUACUGCACGUUCUACAAAGCUGAGAUCCAGGAUUGGGUAUCCAAGCUGUCCACGUCAACAGAUGUCAUUGAGCAGUGGGUCAUCGUGCAAAACCUUUGGAUUUACUUAGAGGCCGUGUUUGUCGGGGGCGACAUCGCCAAAGAUCUGCCUCAGGAAGCAGAGCGCUUUCAGCAAAUUGACUCAACGUGGAUCAACAUCAUGCAGCGGGCACGGGACGUCCCGAAUGUGGUGGAGUGCUGUGUUGGGGAUCCAAUGUUGGGGGAGAUCCUGCCAGAUCUUCAGAAGCAAUUGGACUUUUGUCAGAAGUCACUCACAGGGUACCUCGAGAAAAAACGUCUCCUGUUCCCACGGUUCUUCUUCGUGUCUGAUCCUGCGCUCCUGGAAAUCCUCGGACAAGCGAGCGAUUCUCACACAAUUCAGUCGCAUCUUCUCGGAGUGUUUGACAAUGUCAAUGAAGUGGAGUUUGAUGUCAAUGAAUACGACAGCAUUUUGGCUGUCUUGUCUCAAGAAGCGGAGAAACUGCCGCUGGACAAACCCGUCUUGGCUCAGGGUCCUGUGGAGCUCUGGCUUGGGAAGUUAUUGGUGGAGCAGCAGUCAUCGUUGCACACCGUCAUCAAGGCGGCUGAUGAUGUGAUCAACGACGAAGACUUUGAGCUCAUACCUUUUCUUGACAAGUUCCAAGCGCAGGUGGGCCUGCUUGGAAUCCAAAUGCUCUGGACAAGGGACUCAGAGGAGGCCCUUGAAAAUGCCGAAUUCAGCAAGGAGGUGAUGAUCUUCACCAAAAAGAAAUUCUUGAACCUCCUCCGAAUGCUCAUCAAGCAGACCACCUACGACUUGACCAAAUUUGACAGGGUCAAGUACGAGACUCUGGUCACCAUCCACGUGCACCAGAGUGACAUCUUUGAAGAGCUGGUGGCAAAAUCAGUCAAAUCUACCAAUGACUUUGAGUGGCUGAAGCAAAGCAGGUUUUACUACAAUGACGGCAUUGACAAGGUCAUCGUGUCCAUCACCAAUGUCGACUUUAUUUAUCAGAACGAGUUCCUCGGCUGCACCGACCGUCUCGUCAUCACCCCACUGACAGACAGGUGUUACAUUACGCUGUCCCAGGCCCUGGGCAUGAGCAUGGGGGGAGCCCCCGCUGGGCCAGCAGGCACAGGAAAGACAGAGACCACGAAAGACAUGGGUCGCUGCUUAGGAAAGUAUGUGGUGGUCUUCAACUGCUCUGACCAAAUGGACUUCAGGGGGCUUGGCAGGAUUUACAAAGGCCUUGCACAGUCUGGCUCAUGGGGCUGCUUUGAUGAAUUCAACAGGAUCGACCUGCCGGUGUUGUCUGUGGCCGCUCAGCAAAUUUACAUUGUUCUGGUCGCUCGCAAGACACACAAACCUACUUUUGUCUUCACGGACGGUGACGUAGUUGACCUGAAUCCAGAGUUUGGGCUUUUCAUCACUAUGAACCCCGGUUAUGCCGGUCGUCAGGAACUUCCUGAGAACUUGAAAGUGCAGUUCAGGACAGUCUCCAUGAUGGUGCCUGAUCGACAGAUCAUCAUGAGGGUCAAGCUGGCCAGUUGCGGAUUCAAUGAGAAUGUCCUCCUAGCUCAAAAAUUCUUUGUUCUUUAUAAACUUUGUGAGGAGCAACUCACAAAACAGGUGCAUUAUGACUUUGGCCUGAGGAACAUCCUGUCCGUGCUAAGGACACUGGGAGCCUGCAAGAGAGCGCGGCCCGAGGACUCAGAGUCCAGCACGGUCAUGAGAGUGUUGCGUGACAUGAAUUUGUCGAAACUGGUGGAUGAGGACGAACCUCUCUUCCUCAGUCUCAUCAAUGACUUGUUCCCUGGCAUCAAGCUGGACAACAGCACCUACAAUGAACUGCAGGCUGCAGUGAAGAAUCAAGUUGACCUUGCUGCCUUAGUUAACCACCCCAACUGGAACCUAAAACUGGUUCAGCUCUACGAGGCUUCCCUCGUGCGCCACGGCCUGAUGACGCUGGGGCCGAGCGGGGCGGGUAAGACGGCUGUCAUCAACAUCCUUAUGCGAGCGCUGACAGAGUGUGGAACACCACACAGGGAGAUGCGCAUGAACCCUAAGGCCAUCACCGCGCCGCAGAUGUUUGGCCGGCUCGACGCUGCCACCAAUGACUGGACUGACGGUAUCUUCUCCACGCUGUGGAGGAGGACGCUAAAGGCCAAGAAAGGAGAGAUCAUAUGGAUCGUAUUGGAUGGUCCUGUGGACGCCAUCUGGAUUGAAAACCUCAACUCCGUGCUGGAUGACAACAAAACCCUUACCCUGGCCAACGGUGACCGUAUCACCAUGUCGCCAGCUUGCAAGCUCGUGUUCGAGGUGCACAACAUCGAGAAUGCCUCUCCGGCCACCGUGUCACGUGUCGGUAUGGUCUUCAUGAGCUCCUCGGCUCUGAGCUGGGAACCCAUCCUCAAGGGAUGGACAAACAAGCGUAACGCUGAAGAAGCCGAGAACAUCAUUAAUCUGUAUGGCAGGAUAUUUUGGGACGUGUAUUCAUACAUGAGGCAGAACCUCAAACCCAAGAUGCCGUUUUUGGAGUGUAACUACAUCAUGCAGUCUUGCAAUCUGCUGGAGGGCCUCAUCCCAACCAAGCAGAUGGGGGGCCUGGUCAGCGACAAACACUUGGAGCGUCUCUUCGUCUUUGGUCUGAUGUGGAGUCUGGGGGCCCUUUUGGAGUUGGACGACCGGGACAAAAUGGAGGCUUUUUUCCGGGAGCACAGCAGCAACAUUGAUUUGCCUCGCACCAUGGAGGGAGAGACUAUGUUUGAAUACAUGGUCGGGACAGAUGGUCAGUGGUGUCACUGGAACGAACAUGUAGGGGAGUACGAGUAUCCCACAGAUCACGUACCGGACUACUCUUCCAUCCUUGUGCCCAACGUAGAUAACACCAGGACCGCUUUUUUGCUGGAAACUAUUGCUAAGCAGUACAAGGCCGUCUUGCUCAUCGGUGAGCAAGGGACUGCCAAGACGGUGAUGAUCAAAAGCCACGCCAAGAAGUUUGACCCCGAGACGGACCUCUUUAAGUCACUCAACUUCUCCUCUGCCACAGAACCCAUCAUGUUUCAGCGCACUGUGGAGAGCUAUAUCGAGAAGAGAAUCGGCAGCACGUACGGACCGCCGGGCGGGCGCAGGAUGUCGGUCUUUGUUGAUGACAUCAAUAUGCCUCUUGUCAACGAAUGGGGAGAUCAGAUCACCAAUGAGAUAGUCCGGCAAAUGAUGGAGAUGGGCGGUAUGUACAAUCUGGACAAACCCGGUGACUUCAUCACCAUUGUGGACGUCCAAAUGCUGGGGGCCAUGAUCCACCCUGGCGGCGGGCGAAAUGACAUUCCGCAGAGGCUCAAGAGGCAGUUCACCGUCUUCAACUGCACGCUGCCUUCCAAUACUUCCAUUGACAAAAUCUUCGGUGUGAUCGGCUGUGGCUACUUCCACGAGUGCAGGAAGUUCAAGGAAAAUAUAACAGCCAUGGUGAAGAAGCUCGUGUCAGCUGGCCGGGUUUUGUGGCAGUGGACCAAGACAAAGAUGCUGCCCACGCCCUCCAAGUUUCACUACAUCUUCAACUUGCGAGACUUGUCCAGGAUCUGGCAAGGAAUGUUGAAGGUGGAGGCCGAGCAAUGCAACGACUUCAAGACCCUCGUGGCCCUCUUCAAGAGCGAAUGCACCCGCGUCAUCGCUGACAGGUUCAUUUGCCCCGAGGACAAAGACUGGUUUGAGAGCUCUGUAGGCCGCGUUGUCAAAGAGCACGUCGACCCCAGCCUCGUCGCGUCGAUCCACAAGGAUCCAUACUUUGUUGACUUCCUGAGAGAGGCGCCCGAACCGACUGGCGAGGAGGAUGAAAACGCCUCUUUCGAUGCCCCCAAAAUUUACGAGCUCGUCCCCACGUUUCAAUUCCUAGAGGAGAAGCUACGGUUCUAUCAGGCAAAGCACAAUGACGAAGUGAGAGGCUCUCACAUGGACUUGGUUUUCUUCACGGAUGCCAUGACUCACCUCGUCAAGAUCUCACGCAUCAUUCGCACGGAUACUGGCAAUGCCCUUCUCGUGGGUGUGGGAGGAUCUGGGAAACAGAGUUUGACUCGUCUUGCCUCGUACAUAGCCGGAUACGAAGUCAACCAGAUCACACUGACCAAGUCUUACAAUAUAUCUAAUUUCAUGGAAGAUCUAAAAAAGUUGUACAAAUCAAGUGGGGCCGAAGGGCGCGGUAUCACCUUCCUUUUUACUGAUAAUGAAAUAAAACAGGAAGCCUUCCUCGAGUACCUGAACAAUGUUCUGUCGUCUGGAGAGGUCUCCAACCUUUUCGCAAAGGAUGAGAUCCAAGAGAUUACCCAAAACCUUAUUCCGGUAAUGAAAAAGGAAUUUCCUCGCAUUCCGCCCACUUUUGACAACCUUUACGACUACUUCAUAUCACGGGCGCGAAAGAACCUGCACGUUGUGUUGUGCUUCUCGCCGGUGGGACCAAAGUUUCGCUCUCGGUCUCUGAAGUUCCCGGGCUUGAUAUCUGGCUGCACAAUGGACUGGUUUGCCCCAUGGCCCGAGGAGGCCCUGGUGGCCGUGGCUCAUCACUUCCUCUCCGAAUUUCCCAUUGUUUGCACACCAGAGGUGAAAGCUUCCAUGGUGACCACCAUGGGCGUGUACCAUCGCAAAGUGUCGGAGACGUGCGAAAGCUACUUCGAACGAUUCAGGAGGAGAACUCACGUCACCCCCAAAUCGUACCUCUCAUUCAUCAAUGGCUACAAGACGCUCUACCAUCAAAACCACGAGCACAUUAACACGCUCGCCCAGCGCAUGAAUGUUGGGUUGAACAAACUGAUGGAGGCCAGCGUGUCCGUAGCUAAACUCUCCAAAGAGCUGGAAGUCAGUGAGAAAGAAUUGGUGGUGGCCUCUGCCAAGGCUGACAAGGUGUUAGCCGAGGUGAUGGUCCGAACCGAGGCGGCCACCAUAAUCAAGAAUGAGGUCCAGACCGUGAGCGACAAAGCCCAGAUGAUCGUGGAUGAAAUCACGCAGGAGAGGGCAAUUGCUGAGGAAAAACUGGAGGCAGCCAAGCCCGCAUUACAGGAGGCUGAAAAUGCACUGAACACCAUCAAGCCUGCUGAUAUUGCCACUGUGAGGAAAUUGGCCAAGCCACCACACCUGAUCAUGAGGAUCAUGGACUGCUGCCUGCUGUUGUUCCAAAGAAAGUUGGAGACUGUCACAAUGGAUCCCAACCUGCCCUGUAUCAAGCCAUCAUGGCCCGAUGCUCUCAGGCUAAUGGGCAGCACAGGCUUCUUGGGGUCGCUGCAGCAGUUCGUCAAGGACAAGAUCAACGAGGAGACGGUGGAGUUGUUGCAGCCCUACUUCGAUAUGGAGGACUACACCAUGGAAAACGCGAAGAAGGUGUGCGGCAGUGUGGCCGGUCUGCUCGCGUGGACCAGGGCGAUGGCCACCUUCUAUGACAUCAACAAGGAAGUGCUGCCGCUCAAGGCUAAUCUGGCGGUUCAGGAAGUGCGCUACAAAAAAGCCAGCGCUGAGCAAAUGGCAGCUCAGGCCACACUGGCCGAAAAGGAAGCCGAGCUGGCCCUGGUGCAAGCGAAAAGCGACGCUGCAAGCAAAGAGAAGCAGGAAUUGGUGGAUCGUUCCGAAAUGUGUAAGAACAAAAUGCAGGCCGCCUCAGAUCUAAUCGGCGGGCUGAGUAAUGAGAAAGUUCGCUGGACCCAACAAAGCAAAGAAUUUAAAUCUCAGAUCAAGAGGCUGGUGGGCGACGUCCUGCAGCUUACCGGUUUCCUGUCAUACUGCGGCCCCUUCAACCAGAAUUUCCGCGACAUGUUGCUGGACAUGUGGAAAAGUGAUCUCAUAUCCAACAAUAUCCCAUUCACGGAAAACCUCAACCUGAUCUCCACGUUGGUGGAUGCUCCCACGAUCAGCGAGUGGAAUCUUCAGGGCCUGCCCGGAGAUGACCUGUCAGUGCAGAACGGCAUCAUCGUCACUAAAGCGUCAAGGUAUCCGCUCCUGGUCGAUCCCCAGACUCAAGGAAAGACUUGGAUCACCGCAAAAGAAAAGGCCAAUUCCCUGCAGCUGACAUCCCUCAACCACAAGUUCUUUCGUACGCAUUUGGAGGACUCCAUCUCCUUGGGGAGGCCGCUACUUAUUGAGGAUGUGGGCGAGGAGCUGGACCCCGCCCUUGACAACGUCCUGGAGAAAAAUUUCUUCAAAUCUGGCUCCAACUACAAGGUGAAAGUGGGAGACAAGGACGUGGAUGUGUCCAACAACUUCCGACUUUACAUUACCACCAAACUGCCAAAUCCGUCGUACACUCCGGAGGUGAGCGCCAAGACGUCCAUCAUUGACUUCACUGUCAACAUGAAAGGCCUGGAGGACCAGCUGCUGGGUCGUGUCAUCCUCGCUGAGAAGAAGGAACUAGAGAACGAGAGGCUGAAGCUGAUUGAGGAUGUGACCUCCAACAAGAGGAAGAUGCAGGAGCUGGAGGACAACCUGCUCUACAAACUGAGCACCACGAAAGGUUCCUUGGUGGACGAUGACUCCAUGAUUGGCAUUUUGAGCACGACCAAGCAAACGGCUGCCGAGGUUAGCGUCAAGCUGAACAUUGCGGCUGAGGCGGAGGAGAAAAUCAAGGCGGCUCAGUCCGAAUAUCGGCCGGUGGCGUGCCGAGGCAGCAUCCUUUACUUCCUCAUCACCGAAAUGAGCAUGGUCAACGUCAUGUACCAGACUUCCCUCAGUCAGUUCCUCAAAAUCUUCGACAUUUCGCUGGCCAGAUCGGAGAAGUCAGCCAAAACGUCCAAACGAAUCGCCAACAUCAUCGAAUACUUGACGUAUGAAGUCUUCCGGUACACGGUGCGCGGACUGUAUGAAAACCACAAGUUCAUCUUCACGAUGCUCAUGGCCCUUAAGAUCGACCUGCAGAAUGGCAGGAUACAACACAGCCAAUUUCAGAUUCUCAUCAAAGGCGGCGCUGCACUCGACCUGAAGGCCUGCCCCCCGAAACCCUUCAACUGGGUGCUUGACAUUGUGUGGCUGAACCUCGUGGAACUCAGUAAACUUCCUCAGUUUGCCAACAUCCUCAAUCAGGUGGGUAAAAGUGGAAAACACUGGAAAGUGUGGGCCAACGGCGAUGCCCCGGAGGAAGCUGUCAUCCCAGAUGGUUACAACAACCUGGACGUCUUCAACAAACUCAUGCUUAUUAGGUCCUGGUGUCCAGAUCGCACCUUGGCUCAGGCCAGGAAGUACGUGGGUGACUCCAUGGGCGACAGGUUUGCUGAGCCUGUCCUGCUGAACCUGCUGGGCACGUGGGAGGAGAGUGACAUCCGCACGCCGCUCAUCUGCUUCCUCUCAAUGGGCUCGGAUCCCACCAACCAAAUAGAAGCGCUCGCCAAGAAGCUCAAUAUCGGAUGUAAGUCGAUCUCCAUGGGGCAAGGGCAAGAGGUCCAUGCGAGGAAGCUUGUUAAUAGCUCAAUGGCGGAGGGAGGCUGGGUGCUCCUGCAGAACUGUCACUUGGGCCUGGAGUUCAUGGAUGAGUUGUUGGAGACCGUCACUGUCACAGAGACUGUGCACAAAACAUUCAGGGUGUGGGUCACCACCGAACCGCAUGACCUCUUCUCCAUCACGCUGCUACAGUCUUCCAUCAAGUUUACCAACGACCCACCGCAGGGACUUCGCGCCAGCUUGAAGCGAACCUUUGUAAGCAUCUCACAAAACCAGCUGGAAGUCAGCAACCUGCCGACGUGGAAGCCGCUGCUGUACGGCGUGGCUUUUCUCCACUCUGCUGUUCAGGAACGGCGUAAAUUUGGACCGCUGGGAUGGAACAUACCGUACGAGUUCAAUUCUGCGGACUUCACAGCCAGCGUGGAGUUUGUAGAGAGACACCUGGAUGACUGCGGACCCAGAAAGGAUGUCUCCUGGGUGACUCUGCGCUACAUGCUAGCCGAAGUGCAGUACGGAGGCAGGGUCACUGACGACUAUGACAAACGCCUGCUCAAAUGUUUUGCCCGGGUGUGGUUCAGUAAGAAAAUGUUGGACCCGUCCUUCUGCUUCUACACGGAGUACCAAAUCCCGAUAUGUAAGACCAUCGACGAGUACGUGGACUACAUCCAAGGCUUGCCCGCCGUGGACUCCACGCAAGCACUGGGGUUGCACCCCAACGCUGACAUUGUCUGUCAUCCCAGAUGGUUAAACAUCUUCCUACGCCAGGAGGUGGACCGCAUGCAGAGGAUUAUCGCUGUGGUGCGCACCACUCUUCAGGAUCUCAAGCUGGCCAUCGAGGGCACCAUCAUCAUGAGCGAGAACCUCCGUGACGCCCUGGACAACAUCUUUGAUGCCCGUGUGCCAAAUCUUUGGAGGAAGCUCUCAUGGGAGUCCACAACACUCGGGUUCUGGUUCACCGAGCUCCUGGACAGGAACAGACAGUUUCACAGCUGGGUGUUUUCCCGACGGCCCAAAACGUUUUGGAUGACAGGUUUUUUCAACCCUCAGGGUUUCCUCACUGCGAUGAGGCAAGAGGUGACGAGGGCACACAAAGGCUGGGCUCUGGACUCGGUCACACUGAACAACAAAGUCUUGAAGAAGACCAAGGAGGAGAUCAAGGCCGAUCCAGAGGAAGGUGUGUUCGUUCACGGCCUGUUCCUGGAGGGCGCUGACUGGGACAAGAAGCACUCGGUCCUCUGCGAGUCGGCCCCCAAAGUGCUCUUUACGCCCUUGCCCGUCAUCCACAUGUUCGCCAUCAACUCCACCGCACCCCCCGACCCCAAGUUCUAUGUGUGUCCCAUUUAUAAGAAACCCAAGCGUACCGACCUCAAUUACAUCACCGCCGUGAUAUUGGGCACCAGUCACCCGCCCGACCACUGGAUCAUGCGAGGCGUCGCCCUCCUCUGCGAUAUCAAAUGAGAGCGUCGAUUGUCUCGCUGUUUGUUGUCAGCUUGUUUUAUUAAAUAUAGUAUAUAGUCAUCCAACUGCUCAUCUUUAUUAUUAUAAAAAUUAUUAGAUGGGGGGGGAGCAAGAAUUCU
Messenger RNA from Hippocampus comes (tiger tail seahorse), 13867 nucleotides. Its product is annotated as dynein heavy chain 8, axonemal. Gene Ontology annotation, biological process: microtubule-based movement. Gene Ontology annotation, cellular component: axonemal dynein complex. NCBI's taxonomy places the organism in Eukaryota, Metazoa, Chordata, Actinopteri, Syngnathiformes, Syngnathidae. The record is from RefSeq and is a predicted model, not a curated record. The transcript has 92 exons. Gene Ontology annotation, molecular function: ATP binding; dynein light intermediate chain binding; minus-end-directed microtubule motor activity. Bases 330 to 13748 code for a protein of 4472 amino acids.